This is a messenger RNA of Calliphora vicina (urban bluebottle blowfly), 8001 nucleotides long. It is a transcript of the gene Abl, whose product is annotated as tyrosine-protein kinase Abl. Gene Ontology annotation, biological process: protein phosphorylation. The record is from RefSeq and is a predicted model, not a curated record. The transcript has 9 exons. Lineage: Eukaryota; Metazoa; Arthropoda; Insecta; Diptera; Calliphoridae. Gene Ontology annotation, molecular function: protein binding; non-membrane spanning protein tyrosine kinase activity; ATP binding. The coding region runs from base 1411 to 6987 and encodes 1858 amino acids.
AAGAAAUACAAGAAAAAUUGGAAAAACGAACAAAUGCAGUCGGAAUGUCUAUAAAGGCGCACGACGUGUAAUUAUUAUUUUUUUGCGGUGCGCAUGAAAUUUAAUAUAAAAAAUCUAAUAAAUAUUUCAAAGAAAAUUAAUUAAAUAUCCCCUAAAACAAAAGAAAAAUUGCAAAAAAAAAAAAAUUUAAGAAGAAAAAUGUGAAAUAAAAGUUAAAAUUUGUCAACGUAAAAAAAUUGUCGCCAGACAAUUGGAGAAAAAAAAUAUAAAAUACAAAAAAAAAUUAACCAUUUCAAGGAAGAAAAAAGGAAAUCGCAAGAAAAGUUGAAGAAAUUAACAAGUAAAAUGAUGUACUACCAAAUAUUAAUAUUAAAUGGAAACAAUUUUAACAUAUUUCAAAAAUGGCAAAAUUAUUUAUAAAGAUUAAAACAAAUAAUUUAAACGUGAGUUAAUAAAUUAUAGCAAAAAUAAAAGUGCAGACAUUGAAGUGCAAGUGCUCCGUAACACAGCCAGCCACAAUCACCGACAAACGACUCUAGUGUUUAGGGCGUGUUUAAAGUGUUUGGAGAAAUUAAUAAAGAAAUUGUUUAACUUAAAUAUUUAAUAAAAAUAAAUCACCUAUAAGUUUCUUAAAUAACAAAAUAGUUUUGAAGAGGUAAACUUAUUUGCAAAACUUACAACAAAAGAAAAAAGUUGAUACCUUUGAAAAUAAAAAAAUCAAUUUGUAGUUUUUUUUAAUGAUUGCAACUUCCUUUUUGUAGUUACAUUCUUUGGAUACGGUGUCUACUACAAGUGCGAAUUAUAACAACAUAAGCAAAUACAGAUAAAAUUUAAAACGAAGUCUUUCCAUGAAAAGAUAAAUAUAAAUAUACAAAAAAGUGUUAAACAACUUUUUUAAAAUAAAAUAUGUUUUGCAAAAACAAAUAAAAAUAAUUGCCAAAAAUAAAUUCAACUGGGAAAAAAUCUUACAAAAAACCAGCAGCUUUUACACCCACCCACCACCGUUUUGUUAAUUUCCUUGUUUUCUUCUUCAUUCUUCCUAUUUUAAAUUCUCUUCUCAGUAAUACCGUUAUUUCACAAUAGUGUUGUUAGUGUACGUGCUUGACAAAGUGUGUGAGUGUGUGUGUUUAGUUGAUCCUUCGUGUAAUCCUAACAAAAAAAAAACAAUACAUUAUUUUCUCUUAUUGUUGUAAUUUUUUUAACACAAAACAUUUGUCUCAUUUACAACUCUCUUUGUAAAUUUUCUUGUGAGUGUGUAUUUGUGGCUCUGUAUUUACAAUAAAAGUAAAAACGCAAAAGAAGAAAUUUACGAAGAAGAAAAGGAAGUAUUUUCCUGCUUAAUUUAACUCUUAUUUGACUGCCUUUUGACCCCUGUGUUUUUGACAAUAUCACAUAGAAUAGAAAACAAUAAUGGGUGCUCAACAAGGCAAAGAACGUGGCUCGCAUUCUAGCGGCAGCCAUGGUGGCACUGCCAGUUGUAUUGGUGUCUCCAGCAGCAGUCCUGUUGGCUCUCAUGGUUUGCCGGUGAAUGCUUUAGGUGCUGGUUCCACAUUGCGUGGCUCCCGCAUAAAGUCAUCGCUGCCACCAGCUGCUGUCAGCGGUGGUGGUUUACAUCGUUCGGGUGGUGUCUCAUCAGCAUCGUGUCAUAAUCCCAAGGAUAAUCGCUGCAAUCCAAUUGGAUUGAAUAUCUUUACAGAACAUAAUGGCACACUACACAGAAUACCACAACGUGAUACAGGAAAAUAUCAAAUUAAUUUAGAAGCUCUCUUGCAAUCGAGACCCCUGCCACAUAUACCAGCUGGUAGCUCACUACUAGGCGGUGUACCAGACACAGGCGACCUUUUGGGACAAAGUCAAGAUGGCAUUUCAUUGCACACAACACAAUCACAUAGUCAGGGGGGACACAGUUCAACUACAUCGGGGUUUGAGUCAGCCCACAGAUGGACUUCCAAAGAAAAUCUCUUAGCGCCUGGACCCGAAGAAGAUGAUCCACAAUUGUUUGUGGCUUUGUAUGAUUUUCAGGCGGGCGGAGAAAAUCAGUUGAGCCUCAAGAAGGGUGAACAAGUACGCAUAUUAUCGUACAACAAGUCAGGCGAAUGGUGUGAGGCCCACUCCGAUUCAGGCAAUGUGGGCUGGGUGCCCUCAAAUUAUGUUACACCCCUGAAUUCCUUGGAAAAACAUUCCUGGUAUCAUGGUCCCAUAUCGAGAAAUGCGGCCGAAUAUCUAUUAAGUUCGGGUAUAAAUGGUAGUUUCCUGGUAAGAGAAAGUGAAAGUUCACCAGGUCAAAGAAGUAUUAGUUUAAGAUAUGAAGGACGUGUUUAUCAUUAUCGAAUAUCUGAAGAUCCCGAUGGUAAAGUGUUUGUGACAGCCGAAGCCAAAUUUAAUACUCUCGCCGAAUUGGUGCACCACCACAGUGUGCCACACGAGGGUCAUGGACUGAUUACACCCCUCUUGUAUCCAGCACCAAAGCAAAAUAAACCAACAGUAUUUCCUCUAAGUCCCGAACCCGAUGAAUGGGAAAUUUGCCGCACUGAUAUUGUUAUGAAACACAAACUGGGUGGUGGCCAAUAUGGUGAAGUUUAUGAGGCGAUAUGGAAACGUUAUGGCAAUACGGUUGCUGUUAAAACACUUAAAGAAGAUACAAUGGCCCUUAAGGAUUUCCUUGAAGAGGCAGCCAUUAUGAAAGAAAUGAAACAUCCCAAUUUAGUGCAACUAAUUGGUGUAUGUACCCGUGAGCCACCAUUCUAUAUAAUCACUGAAUUUAUGUCUCAUGGCAAUUUGUUGGAUUUCCUGCGAUCAGCCGGUCGUGAGACCCUCGAUGCCGUAGCCCUGCUGUAUAUGGCAACACAAAUAGCGUCGGGCAUGAGUUAUUUGGAAGCUCGUAAUUACAUACAUCGUGACUUGGCUGCCCGUAAUUGUUUGGUGGGCGAUAAUAAAUUGGUUAAAGUGGCCGAUUUUGGUUUGGCUCGUCUGAUGCGUGAUGACACCUAUACGGCACAUGCGGGCGCCAAGUUUCCCAUCAAAUGGACCGCCCCCGAGGGAUUGGCCUACAAUAAGUUCAGUACAAAGUCGGAUGUGUGGGCGUUCGGUGUGCUGCUAUGGGAAAUAGCCACGUAUGGCAUGUCGCCAUAUCCGGGCAUCGAUCUAACCGAUGUUUUUCAUAAAUUGGAGAAAGGUUAUCGCAUGGAAAGGCCACCGGGCUGUCCACCAGAAGUGUAUGAUUUAAUGCGUCAAUGUUGGCAAUGGAAUGCGGCGGAUAGGCCGACAUUUAAAAGCAUACAUCAUGCUUUGGAACAUAUGUUUCAGGAAUCAUCUAUAACCGAAGCGGUCGAAAAACAAUUGAAUGCCACGACAACAACGACGACGACAAAUAUUGGUCAAAGUUUAACGCCACAAAUGUCGAAAAAGGGUAUAAUGCAAGGCAAUACGCAGGGUUCACAGGGUAAUAGUGGUGGUGGUGGUGGCGGUAAUAGUGGUGGUGGUCUAACACCAGGUGGUCAUCACGAUCAGCAAGCCAGUACCCCCAUGUCAGAAACUGGUUCAACCUCAACGAAACUAUUAACGUUUUCCAGUCAAGGCAAAGGUAAUGUGCAAAUGCGUAGAACCACCAACAAACAGGGCAAGCAAGCACCAGCUCCACCCAAAAGAACCAGCCUACUGUCAUCAAGUCGUGAUAGCACAUAUCGUGAUGAGGACAACUCGGCCUCAGCUCGUCAGCUUAUAGAUGAAAUGCAUACCAAUGGUAAAACUGUUUACAAAUCAUUUACCUUAAGUAGAAAUUGUAAACCCCUACAUUCAACCUAUUAUUCUACCACUGCUACUACUGCUUUUAAUAACAACAACGACAAUAACAAUGAUAUUGCUGAUGUUGUUGUUGUUGGCGGCAAUAGUUCUUGUACACAAAAAUUAUUAAAUAGUGAUAGUCAAAAUUAUUCUUCUACUUGUACUACACCUACAAAAUCGUAUCGUACCACAAACAUUGCGAGUACUACUACUAGUUCUACUCCCCCCAACGCGGGUUUUGCUAUAAAAAAAUCCACAUCUUGCAGUAGUUUUCUAGUUGAUAUAUUAUUUCGAGGUCUCACCCGUGACAUAAAUAAUCUUAACCAACGUCACGACUCGGAAAAUGACAAUACAACCGGUGAUCCUGAUACCGAUCAUACAGGCGAUAGUUUGGAACAGAAUUUAACAACACACUCAAAAAUGCAACAUUCCAUGCAUGUUGCCAACAAUAUAGCACCACGUGGUGCCCAGACUCACUCUUCAUUCAAAAGACCCACACCCGUUAUGGGUAAUCGUGGCCUGGAGACACGUCAAAGUAAAAGAUCUCAUCAUGCUGGCAGAACGGAUGCGAACACAGUGGCUGUCACUACACCGACCAUAAAUCAAAUUACACCUGUGGCUCAACCCAUACAAGUGGGAGCUUUGGAGGUAAUGAAUGUUAAGCGUGUGGUAAAUCGCUAUGGAACUUUGCCAAAAGUCCAAAGAAUUGGCCAAUUUCUAGACAGUUUGGAAGACGGUAAUGAGGGCACUGGUGUUGCGACACCCACAAAUGUGGUGGCACCACCAGCUACAAAUGGCCUAAAUGGCAGACUACCUAAGAAUACUCCCCCUCCUUUGGCUGCACCCUUGCCCCAACAAAUGAUACGCAGUAAUUCAUCGGGGGGCGUGACCAUGCAGAAUAAUGCCUCGGCCAGUUUAAAUAAGUUGCAAAGGCAUCGUACUACAGCAGAUGGUAGCAGCAUGAUGACAUUCUCUUCCUUCCGUGGCAAUAGCUCGAGCAAUUCGCCCAAACGUAAUCAACAGCCGGCAUUGGCUAAUUUGGAAUUUCCACCACCUCCUCUGGAUUUGCCACCACCCCCAGAAGAGUUUGAAAAUAUGCCUCCACCACCGCCGCCACAGCCAGAAUGUGAUUUGACAUCUCCUCAACCUUAUACCCUGCAGUUGGGUAUUAAAACCAAAACUAUCUGCAAUGAUGUUUCCAAUACUGCUCCCAGUGUUGAGGAAGCUAGUUCCAGAUUUGGUGUUUCUCUGCGCAAGCGUGAACCCUCUACAGACUCCUGCAGUUCGCUGGGCACACCGGCUCAAAAUGACAACAAUAAUGGCAAUUUGCAAAGUCAAGAAUUAACCAUGAAGGAAAAGUUAAUGGCUGAAAUAAAAGACAGACAGGUCAAAGACAAUUCCUCCACUACGGCCAAUAUACAAAAUGGUAACUCCAGUGUAGAUCCCGUGGCUCUAUUGGUCAACGAAUUGGCCGAGAGUAUGAACUUGCCAAAACAAAACAAGCAAUUGGCCGCAAAUCCUCCAGCACCCAAAUCUCCGGCCUCUACGAAUGAACUAAACUCGGCUAGUAAUACGAACACAUUCAAGGCGCAAUUGAAAAAGGUGGAACCUAAAAAAAUACCCACCCCCACUCAGAAACCCGAAAAUCAAACCAACAUAAUCGAUUUCAAGGCUCACCUACGUAGAGUUGAGACAAAAACCAAUACUCCCGAGACAAGCGCAAAAGACAAAGAUAUUAAAAAAGACUUAGAAAAGGACACUUCAUCCGCAAAUGCAACAUCAUCAACGACUGUUAACAAAUCACCAAAUGCCAAUGCAAAAACCAUCACUAAUUCGUCAGGUUCAUCGACUUUGAAUCGCAAAGAUGAUAAGAAAUUUUCCACCACCACACAUUUAACACAAAAGACUGAAAUUAAAAUUGACCUACAACAGCAGCAGCAGCAACAACAGACAACCCAAAUACAAAAUAAUACCAAUCAAUCGAAUGCCAAUAAUAGCGAAAAUAAUACAGAUUCGACUACAACUUCUGCUGCUACGGCGAACAGUGAGGCCAGCGUGGAAUGUGGAAAACGGCGCAGCACAGGUAGUAUUAAUAGUUUAAAGAAAUUAUGGGAACAACCGGGUCAAACGACUGCAACCGGAAAUCAAAAUCAACCAGAUUAUGCCAGCACACAAAAUAUGCAAGGGAAUGCUACCAUUACCAAUGCCAUCACUACCAACAACAUUAGCUCCUCCACACAAUUGUCUCCUAAAUUUGCAUUUAAACCUACCACUAGUGGUGGUUUAACAACACCCACAUCUGGCACCAACUCCUCGCAACUACUGCAACAACAACAACGUUAUCCCCUUAGUAGCACACAAAUAUCACCCAGAAUUACCAACAAUAAUAGCAAUAGACCACCACCAUUACAACCUCCACCCCCACCACCUCCUCAACACCACCAACAACAUCAUCAUCAACAACAGCAACAUUCAUCCCAUACCAAUUCCAACAAUCAUAGUAACUCAACAACAUCCACACAUUUAACAAAUUCUAUUUCCACACAAUUCACAGAACUCAACACAGUUAAUAGUUCACACAAAACUACAUCCGCAGCAGCAGCAGGAGAAGAUUCGCAACAGCAGCAGCAAGAAAAUGAUCUCAUGACUCAGUCCAUGUUCGUGGAAAAUACCAACUCAUCUGCCGGAGUCAAUAACAAACUCACCACAUCGACUAUAAACUCAAAACCAGCCGUGCCACUAAAACCCACCAAACUCACCAUUUACGCCACGCCCAUGGCUCAGAAAAUUGCCUCAGCUGGUGGCAAUACAGACAUCACAACCAACACCAACACUACCACCACAAACUCAACCACCAAUAACGCAGCGCCCGAAAACUCAACAAAAAUCUCACGAGAAAGUAUUUUGGAAUUGGUGGGUCUCUUGGAGGGCUCCCUCAAGCAUCCCGUCAACACCAUAUCGGCUUCACAAUGGCUACAACUCAGCGAUAAAUUGAAUAUACUACAAAACUCUUGUGUCGUCUUUGCCGACAACGAGUGCAUGCCGCCACACUCGAAAUUCCAUUUUCGUGAGCUGGUCACGCGGGUGGAAACACAAUCGCAAUCAUUGCGUACAGCCGGUACGAAAAAUGUCCAGGACAAUGAACGUUUGGUCACCGAAGUUGGUCAAUCACUCAAACAGAUAACGAAUGCAUUGCAUAGGUAAAUAUUAAGAAACGGGGUGGGCGGGGAAUUGUGGUUAGAUUCAGAGGGGAAUUUUAUAAAAAGACAAAAAUAAAGCAACAAAAAAAAUAUAUACGAAAUAACAAAAAAACAACACACAACUCCAAAGAUAAAAGACAGAUUUAUAAUUAAAUACAUAAUAAUAAAAAAGGGAAGUAAAGAUAAAACUUAAAUAUAGUACAUACAACAAUACAUACACAUAUGCAUACAUACAAUUUAUACAUAAAAUUUAUGAAAAAAUAAAAGAAUAUAAAAUUCCCAGCUAAAUCUUAGUGAGAUUUGUUUAUGGAAUUUAAAAAUACGUACAUAUGUUGGAUUAAUGGAUUUUUCUAUAUAAUUUUUAUUAAGAUAUUGGGAGAAAAUUUUAAUAACUUACUUACUACCUCUAAAACUAGGAUAAGUAAGUUAUCAACUUUUAAAUAAUCUCAUUUAUUGCAAUAUUGAAAGCCACAAAUCAAACCAAACAAAGAGUUCUACCAAUAACUAAAAUUCAUAGACUUUCACUUGUGUUUUAUGAAACUUUUUCAUAAAAUCUGAAUAAAUUUUUAUAAAAACUUUUUUUAAAAUUUUUAUUGGCAUUUUUGGAGCACAAUCUAUCUAUCUAUAUAUAUAAAAAUGAAAUGGUCCAUGUAUGUAAUGUCAUCACGUGAGAACGGCUGGAGCGAUUUGUCUGAUUUUUUUUUAUUCGAUUCGAAAUUUUCAGGAGAUGGUUUGUAAAGAAAAAAAUUUUAAAAAUUACAGCUAAAACCGGCUUUUUUGAGUCCAGUCAACUGUAAUAAAAUUUAGAUAUUUUAUUUACAAAAAAAUAAGAACAGGCAGGGUUGGAGAAACUUGACGAACUAACAUUAGUAAAUCCUACCGGGCGAAGCCGGGGCUGUCAACUAGUUUAUAAUAAAUCUUAACAGAUUUUAAUUACCGAACAAACAUAUUAUACAACAGUCUUAUGACAUUAGAAGAUUCAAAAUUGAUAUAUUUGGGGGAUUACAACGGUCUGCUA